Molecule: messenger RNA, 2646 nt
Organism: Hyaloscypha bicolor E
Lineage: Eukaryota; Fungi; Ascomycota; Leotiomycetes; Helotiales; Hyaloscyphaceae
Product: mitochondrial intermediate peptidase
Exons: 1
Coding region: 120-2468 (782 amino acids)
Biological process (GO): peptide metabolic process
Cellular component (GO): mitochondrion
Molecular function (GO): metalloendopeptidase activity
Source: RefSeq, a predicted model, not a curated record
CUUUAACCUCCACUAACACCACCUCUGUACAUUUUUGGAUUCUGUACAUACGGGCGGGAGGAAUGUUCAAAUCUGCACUUCCUCGACCAUGGAUAUGCUCGAGAUGUAUUCAAAGGCAGAUGCCAACGCGGCUGCGACGCAACCAUGUCCAAACCACCUCGUCGGCAUCCCUAGAAGAGACGGCUCACUUGGGAUUGAAGGCCUCCCACGGUCGCAUAUCAGUAAAUGGUGUAAUUCCUGGGGCUCAGCACAAUGACAGAACCCUCCGCCAGAUCUUCGACUCCCCGGCAUUCUGGAAGGAAUUCUCCCAGUCCUCGAAAGCUGGACGAAAUAUUGGACUCUUCCAAAAUCGAUACUUGACCGAGCCUCGAGGCUUCGAAGAUUUCGCGAAUUCAACUUUACGGAAGGCAAAGAAAAUUGUAGAGAAAGUUCUGGCAGCAUCAUCAGCAGACCAAUACCACCGAGUUGUGAAGGAUUUGGACAGGUUGAGUGACUUGCUCUGUCGAGUCAUUGAUAUCUCGGAUUUCGUUCGAGCUACACAUCCAGAUCUUCGGAUGCAAGCAGCUGCGACAAGGGCUUACGCUAUGAUGUUUGAAUACAUGAACGUUUUAAAUACAACUACGGGAUUGGCGAAGCAAUUGGAUAUUGCCAUAGAGCAAUCUUCCAGGAUGGGCAGGUGGGGAGAACAAGAACAAAUGGUUGCAGAGAUCUUGAAGAGGGAUUUUGCCAAAUCUGCUAUCGACCUACCAAGAACAGAGCGGGAACGUUUUGUGACUCUUUCACAGGAGAUCAGUGAAGUUGGACCGGAUUUCGUGGAUUACAUGGCACCAGAGAAGGAGCAUUUGACCUUCCAAAGCAGCAGACUAAAAGGUAUGGACCCAAUGCUCGUCCGGAAGUACAUACAAUGGGGCCAAGUUACCUUACCAUCCGUUGGAGGCCCUGCAAUCGCCGCGUUGCGAACCGUUCAGGACGAAGCGACCAGGAGUGAGAUCUUCAAGGCCGGUCGAACAGCCUCCAGAGCGACUCUAGAAAGGCUCAGAACUCUUUUAACUAAGAGAGCAGAGCUAGCUAAACUUUCAAGAUUUGAGAGCUAUGCGCAGUUGACCCUGAAGGACAAAAUGGCAAAAUCACCAGAAUCUGUUAACGGUUUCCUUCAGGCAUUGUCGAAAGAUAAUCGAUCUGUGGUGGAGGCCGAGGUGGUCGAUCUUAUGAUGGCAAAGAUGGCAGAGACGAAUAUAUCACAUCCUACUCUCCAACCUUGGGAUAAAGAGUACUAUAUGUCGCAUAUACUGUCCUCUGUCCGCUCGAGGUCACGCAACCCGGAUUUUCUUUCCUCAUAUUUUUCGCUUGGAAGAGUCAUGCAGGGACUUUCGAGACUAUUUUCUCGUCUGUACGGUAUCAGAUUUGUACCUCACGAAUCUUUACCUGGAGAAACAUGGAAUUCCGAUGUUCGACGGCUGGAUGUCAUAUCAGAGACAGAUGGACAUGUCGCUGUACUCUAUUGCGACCUCUUUUCUCGCCCAGGGAAGUCUCCAAAUCCAGCACACUUCACUCUACGAUGCUCUCGUCUGAUCAGAAACGAUGAAAUUCAAGAAGCUGCAUCGUCAAAAGAUCCUAUUUUCAAUUCAGCAGAAGAAGCCGCAAACGAUGGCAUGGCAAUGUCUAAACCCCACUCCGAAGGCGUCAUGCAACUCCCAACCAUCGCCCUGAUAUGCGAUUUCGCAACCGAGCCUGGAUCACAUAAACCUUCGCUCCUCAGUUUCAGCGAGGUAUCCACCCUCUUCCACGAAAUGGGUCAUGCAAUCCACUCCAUCCUAGGACGAACACUAUUCCAAGAAGUAUCCGGGACUCGCUGUGCAACCGACUUCGCCGAGCUGCCCUCUGUCUUGAUGGAGCAUUUCGCAGCCGAUCCGUCCGUGCUUUCCCUCUUCGCCUCCCACUAUGAAACAGACCAGCCCCUCCCCUACGAAAUGGUCGCCGAAAAGCUAGCCCUAGACAAGAAAUUCGAAGGCUCAGACAUCGAAAAUCAAAUCAUCCUCUCAAUGGUCGACCAAGCAUACCACUCUUCCCUCCCACUUGACCCAUCCUUCGACACCACGAAAGUAUAUCACGAUUUACAACGUUCUCAUGGCACAUUACCGCCUGAUUCUGCCGGCACAAGCUGGCAAGGCUUCUUCGGUCAUUUGUAUGGAUAUGGUGGGUCGUAUUACAGCUAUCUUUUUGAUAGGGUGCUAGCGAAGCGUGUCUGGCAGAAGGUCUUUGCUUCCGGCCUGGACGGUGCUGCGGUGGAUAGAGCUAAUGGGGAGAGAUUCAAAGAUCAUGUGCUGAAAUGGGGUGGAGCGAGAGACCCGUGGAAGUGUUUGUCGAGUGUGUUGAGGGAUGAGAGAUUAGAAGGAGGGGGCCAGAGUGCGAUGGGACUGGUUGGAAGCUGGGGUAUUAAAGGAAGGAAAGGCGUUACUGGGCGUUGAAAUUCUCCAGAGAAAGACGAGGGACUUAAUAGAGAUCCCCGUCAAUGUAUACAAACGCAGACGGACUGCCUGAAUGUAUUGGUUCUAAUGACAGUGUACUUGUAGCUCAGCGGUCUCCGCUACUCAGUCAACUCCCAAAGUAUGUAAAAAUCACAUUUUCGAGAAUGCUAGCGCCGAG